This is a messenger RNA of Saprolegnia diclina VS20, 1875 nucleotides long. Its product is annotated as TKL protein kinase, variant. The record is from RefSeq and is a predicted model, not a curated record. NCBI's taxonomy places the organism in Eukaryota, Oomycota, Saprolegniomycetes, Saprolegniales, Saprolegniaceae. Gene Ontology annotation, biological process: protein phosphorylation. The transcript is spliced from 12 exons. Gene Ontology annotation, molecular function: ATP binding; protein binding; protein tyrosine kinase activity. Bases 339 to 1811 code for a protein of 490 amino acids.
GUCCUGCUGAGGCCAGAGCGCAUUGGCAAGAGCUCCACCAGCCCGACGCACCAGCUUGCACCAUGACCACGUGCCCGUACGCCGGCGCCGGCAACGCGAUCCUUGCUGCCGACAGCUACUGCGAUGCCGCCACCUGCGUCCUCGACAGCUCAUGCCGCAUCGUCGAGCGCUACGCCGCGGCCAACACGAGCUUUACAGGCAUUAGCGCUCUCGGCAACCUCCUGGCCUACAACGCGACCAAGCUGUGCUUCUUCUCGCCAAUGCUGAAAAGGCCUUGACGCUCAUUCCUGUGUAGCUUGAUCAGCAAUGCGACAGGUGCCAUCGACGUUCAAAAUGUAAUGUUCCCGACCACGCUGACGAGCCUUCAACUCUACAACUUUACGUCGAUCGACGUCGUGCGCUUGGCCAAGGCACUGCCGUCGUCACUACAGACAUUCGCCAUUGUGAACGCGAGUGCCCUUACGUUGCCGAGCACGUUCGUGUGGCCGAGUGCCAUAAAAAAUCUGAGGCUCGUAAAAUUGGGUCUCCGUCAGAUCCCACCCAACCUGCCCUCGGCGCUUCGCAGUCUGUCUCUCUACAACAACUCGAUCACGUCGCUCGAUGGUCUACCUCCCAGUUUGACGUGGCUGGAAAUGGGCGAAAACCGCGUGACAAGUGUGGUCAACUACGACUGGACCAACAUGACCUAUGUGAGUUUCGAGGCCAACCCGCUCCAGACGUUUGCAUUCGUCAAGCUCUCGCCCAAGCUCGUCACCUUCGAUAUACAGAACAUUCAAAGCCUCUCCAACAUCUCGCUCAGCAGUGACAGCUGCGACGCCCUCGACCUCUUGUCGCCCUACAACGCGAGCAACAAUGCAGGCUAUUCGGUGUCGGGGGAUAUCAACGCCGACACGACCGCCUGCGCUAACAUUGGCGGCUCGCUGCGUCGGCUCUGGCCUGUACAAUACAAAGUUUACAGCGUCCACGUCUGCGCCCUUCCGCAGGUGGCUCCUGCGACAAGUGCUCCUCCUCUGUCGCCAUCGUCGUCAUCUACAAGCUCGCCGAUUCUCAUGUGGACACUAGGCAGUCUCGCCCUCGCUCUCAUCGGGGCGUGUCUGGCCUAUCUCAUUUGGCGCCACCAGCGACGCACCAAGGACAAGAAGCCACCGACAACGAAGGACGUGUUCGACGCCAACCCGCCCGUCUGGCACGAGCCCCGCGACAUGGAGUGCGUGCUCGAGUACAUGAACCGGGGCAACCUCCAAGACUACUUGGCCCGGCACUCGCCAACGACGUACACGUGGGCGGCCAAGCUGGAAGCGAUCGUCAGCGUCGUCCGCGGCCUCAUCUACCUCCACACGUUUGAUCCGCCGAUCAUCCACCGCGAUCUGCGCUCCCGGAACGUCCUCUUGGACGCAGACAAAGGCACCAAGAUCAACGACUUUGGCUCGUCGCGCGAGACGUCCGAGCACUCGAUGACCAACGGCGUCGGGUCGUACCAAUGGGCCGCCCCCGAGCUCAUUCUUGGGUCGCUCUACAACACGUCGGUCGACAUUUACUCGUUCGGGGUACUCUUGACCGAAUUUUCGACCCACCACGCGCCGUAUGCGCGGACGCUGGACCCGUCGACGGGUCGCGUCUUGACGCAAGACAAGGUCAUGCAGCUCGUCACGAAAGGCCAGCUCGUGCCGGACUUUGAUUGGGCGCGGUCGCCGAUCUGGCUCAUUGAGAUUGCGCAACGAUGCUUGGCGACCGAGCCCGAGAAGCGCCCGACCGCCGUUGCCCUCGCCGGCCUUUUGGACAAGCACCAAUUCGAGGUUACCGAGGCGUAGUCCCGUUAUAACUCUCGUAGUCGGAAAAGUAAUAAUCUAUACAAUCAGCAUUUUAGCAUCUACG